CUUUGUUUCUCAUGCUUGGUGUAAGACUCUAGGGUUCUUAGCCUUGAGCUGGAAAUUUUUCAUUCAAGUUGUUGUAAUAUGGGAGAUUACACAAUUCAGAUCACUCCGAAGCUGAUCAAUCAGCUAGCUCAAGGCAACGAAAAACCUAAGAGAAAGGUAAAGAGAACCAAACCCAAAGUCUCACCACCACAGAACAAUGCAGAUCAAGCGCGAACACACCAUGAUGCAGAGAAACCGAAGCCAACGGCAGAGUUACCGACGCAGCCCCCACCAUUCUUCUUCCCAAUGCCGCAACAAACAGCAGCAAGCACGGAGCUGGAAUCGGUUAAGUCUGUUUUGAAAGAGAGUGAGAAGGUUCUUGAGAAGGUGGAGAGACAAGAAAAGAACAUUGUCCAUGAAGUGACUGAGAGAGCCAAGGAUCUGAGGGAGAAAGAGUUUAAGAUCCCUGAACCGAGACCAAUGCCUUGCUCUUCGGAUCACGAAGCGUGGAAGAGAUGCUACAAGGAGAACGUCGACAACCCGUUGAGAUGUUAUGGUCUGGUCAUGAGAUUUCAGGAUUGUGCUCGCAGGUCCAAACAGCAAGUGAAUUCUGAGGAAAUCUAGAGAUGAAAAAAAAUUUUAUUUUUUUUGCUUUCUGAGAUCUUAUGAAUGAUCUGAAGAUAUGAACUUGUUCCUUUUUGUUACUAAAAUAAAAAAGAAAGAACAUACUAGCUAAAUCUUUGAUUAUAUUCAUGAGAUCUAAACUGUGUUCUUGAUUUUGUAUUUUGGCUUAUCUUCCACUUGUUAUCUUGAAUUCUUU
Messenger RNA from Eruca vesicaria subsp. sativa (arugula), 799 nucleotides. The record is from the annotation of a GenBank genome assembly. NCBI's taxonomy places the organism in Eukaryota, Viridiplantae, Streptophyta, Magnoliopsida, Brassicales, Brassicaceae.